Molecule: messenger RNA, 1626 nt
Organism: Asparagus officinalis (garden asparagus)
Lineage: Eukaryota; Viridiplantae; Streptophyta; Magnoliopsida; Asparagales; Asparagaceae
Exons: 3
Coding region: 1-1626 (541 amino acids)
Source: RefSeq, a predicted model, not a curated record
AUGAAUGAUGUUCUUGAGGUAGGACCUUGGUUUUUUGGAUCAAGACCUUUAAUGUUGAAGCCAUGGAGUAUUGAUACAGACAUAGAAAAGUUUCAGGAUUAUUUCUAUCCAAUGUGGGUCCAAUUUCCAAGAUUGAGACUUAAUCUUUGGAGCUCAACUGGUAUUAGUACAAUUGCUAGCCUCAUUGGGAAACCUCUCACAACUGAUAAGCUCACGGCCACUAGACAGAGAUUGAGUUAUGCUAGAGUCUUAAUAGAGGUGAAACUUCCUUUUAAAGAGCCUUUGCCUGAUUUUCUGAAAAUUGAAGGGCCUGAUGGAAAAAGCUAUAUGCAACAAGUUUUGUAUGAAUUCAAACCUAAGUGGUGUUCUACAUGCAAUAUGAUUGGUCAUGAUACUGAACAGUGCAGAAGAAAUAAAACAAAGAAGGUGUGGGUUCCUAUCAACAGGCAGUCUGGAAAUGUUACAAAUGGAAAUGUUCAGCAUGUAUCUAAUUCUGGACUUGAAAAGGAGAUUUUUCAGCAUGAGAAUGCAAUAACUUCUUUUUCUGGUUCCAAGGACCAUGUUAUUAGUUCAUCUAAUCAGGAAGCCCAAUCUGUUGAGAAACAUGCACAGAAUGAAAAACGUGCACAAGAUGAUUUUACACAGACAAGGAGAAACUUGGAGAGCAAUUUUGGUUUAAGUGAAAGGGUAACCAUCCCCAGCUCAAUUCAAUAUAUGCAAGCAAAUGAACAUACCCUGUAUCAGCAAAACUCAACUCCAAAAACACCUGGUAAUGCUCAUUUCCAACUGAUCAGUCCAACUGUUAAUGCAUCAGGGUUCACAAGUGUGAAUAGAAACAGCAUAGCAAGGAGAGCUAAUAUAACUGAAUUAGUUGCUUCAGUCCAAAAUGUUAUUUUAUCAGUGCAAUGCAUUACAUGCACUAUUGAAUCCAGAGAUGGAAGGUUUACCAGUUUAUGCACUAUUGUAUAUGCUUUAAACCAAAUGGCUAGCAGGAAAAAUCUUUGGAGGGAUUUACUUACUUUAAAACAAAAUGUUAAUAGUCCAUGGAUUAUUGGGGGUGAUUUCAAUGCUAUUACAAGUUAUGAAGAGAAAAUUAGAGGAUUGCCAGUUACAAAAGCUGACAUUAAGGAUUUUCAAAGCUUCAUUAACACUAGUCAGCUGUUGCAUUUAAGAUCUACUGGCUGUUACUAUACUUGGUGUAACAAACAAGAGGCUGAACACAGAAUCUGGUCUGACUGGAUAGAUGAUAAUUUUGAGGGUAAAAGGCCAUUCAAGUUCUUCAGUAUGUGGGUUAAGCAUCCAGACUUUAUCUCAACAGUAAAUUCUAUAUGGCAUCAAAGCAGUGAAGGCUACUAUAUGUUCAGGUUUCAUACUAAGUUCAAAAGGCUUAAACAUGCCCUUAAAGAGCUAAAUAAAAAUCACUUCAUGAAUAUAAGUGAACAAGUAUGUAGAGCUAAGGAUGAUUUAGCUGAUAUUCAAAGGCAAUUAAAUGAUGAUCUUUUCAACUCAGAUUUGAUUGCAAGGGAAAAAGAAUGCAUCAAAAAAUAUGACAGAUUGAUUGAUUGUGAAUCUUCUUACUACAAACAGAAAGCUAACAUAAACUGGAGCUUGCAAGGGGAUAAGUGA